GGGGGGGGGGGCCCCAACCCCCAUGUGUGCAGGACAUGUGCGACGGCCGCGAACAAGAGCGCGGGGCCGGGCCUGGGAUCGGUCACGUGUCACGUCACUGGCGCACAGGAUCAAGAAUCGUCCCAGCUAACGUCGACUGUCGGGUGCCGUUCCCAGUGGGCCGACGAGCGGUGUGCCGGCCCGCGGUGCUGGUCGUCAGAGGGCUGUGACAUGGGUGUGCCGGGCACCGGCAGGGCAGUGUCCCCAAGGGAGGGGAGCAGUCGUUGCGGCGAGAUGCGUGGCGAGUCUGGCAGCCAGGAUCCCGGGGCGCCAGCCGGCGGGGAGGACCCCGGCGAGGGCAGCAGAGCAUGCAGGGCGGAGGCCCGGGGCUGGGGCUCGGCGGCACUGAGGGGGGCGUGCCAAGGAUCGUCCGGCAGGAGGGACGCCAGGUGGGCCGAUGCCGGGUGUGAUGGAGCAAAGUCGAAGGAGAGGGCCGCACUGGAUGCGGAGUGCGACACCGGGGCCGGGUCCAGGUACGGGAUGUCCGAGUAGUGCGAGGAGGAGAGCAGCAAAUCGGUGGACAGCUCCUGGAAGGAGUAGUCCCCGAUGGAAGGCAGGUCGAAGGAAAGCUCCGAGACCGCGGUGGAAGCGGCCAACGCCGCCCCGGGGUCGAAAUGGAAGUCCCCCCCCUCGGCGGGCGGGGCUUCCUCGUAUGGCUCGAAGGAGGAAAGCGGGGACGAGGGCUCCGGGGCCAGGUCGAAGGACAAAUCCGGGGGGGCGCCCGGCCCAUGGGUGUCCGGGCCCAGUGAGCCGGCCACUUGGGCAGGGCAGCUGGCUGGGCGUGUGGCGGCCGUGCUGGCCGGAUCCGCCGGGGGCGGGGACUGCCCGGCCGCGGUUUGCGGGCGACUGCGUGGCGGCCGAGCGGUCCAGGACUCGCAUGCCGGCGGCGGGGGAGAGGCCGGCCGAUCGAGCGGCCGGGCAUCUGCCACCGGCGAAGCAAGAGCCUGGCCGGUGGCCUGCGAGGAGGACCGCACCGGGGAGCAGGCGGCUGAGGGCAAGGCCGCCGGCGACGGGGCCACGCCCGGCGGGCCGGUCGGUGGAAUGUCCGAGGCGGCUGAACUGAAGCUAAAGCGCCGGCGGCGGGCUGGCGGCGCCGGUUCCUGGGCCGGGCGCCGAGGGCGCUUGGUGGGGGCCUCGCUCGGCGCCGGGUCGGCCGGCGCGAGGGACAGGCGGAAGAAGACCGCCGUGUCCCCCUGCCGCGAGCAAGAAAGCCGCCCCUCCUGGAGAAGGUCGCGCAGAGUGGCAUGCGGCGCUCGGCCGGCCUGCAGCAUGGCCUGGACAUUCGACGACCAGACCACCUCCGGCGGCUUGCGGUCAUCGUCCAGGUGGCGAAGCCCCGAAAGGAAGGUCAGCUCCAGCGCGGCCGGAUCCGGCGGGCGCUGGCCCGGGGUGAGCAGGAGCUUGGCCUCGGCCGGCGCGAGGGGGUCUUGCAGCCGCCACCGGGAGCCCAGGUGCGCAUGUAGCCGAGCCAAGCGCCGGUCGCACGAGGAGGCCAGCCGGAUGAGGGGCUUGAAGCCGCGCUCGGCCACAAGGGCCUGGGUGCCCAGGUCCGCCGGGAUCAGGUACAGCUGGAGCUCUGGGGGUGGGUCCCGGUCGGCUGGCGGCCGAGAGGCCGGCGGUCCAAGCAGCCGCGUGGCGAUCUGCCCCAAUUGCUCCAGGCUGUAGGCCGGCUGCCGGCCGGGGCCGGCCGAGAAGUCGACCUCCAUCGGGGAGAAGGGCCGGGAAAAGAAACGCGCGGUGACGGAGGGCGAGGAAGUGGGGCGCAGCGAGGGAUGGGAGGGUCAGGGGGAGGGGGGAGG
Fonticula alba is the source of this 1838-nucleotide messenger RNA. RefSeq lists its product as hypothetical. NCBI's taxonomy places the organism in Eukaryota, Rotosphaerida, Fonticulaceae. The coding region runs from base 586 to 1704 and encodes 372 amino acids. The transcript has a single exon. The record is from RefSeq and is a predicted model, not a curated record.